This is a messenger RNA of Malania oleifera, 6020 nucleotides long. RefSeq names its product proteasome activator subunit 4. NCBI's taxonomy places the organism in Eukaryota, Viridiplantae, Streptophyta, Magnoliopsida, Santalales, Ximeniaceae. Gene Ontology annotation, molecular function: peptidase activator activity; proteasome binding. The transcript is spliced from 35 exons. Gene Ontology annotation, cellular component: cytosol; nucleus. The record is from RefSeq and is a predicted model, not a curated record. The coding region runs from base 379 to 5829 and encodes 1816 amino acids. Gene Ontology annotation, biological process: proteasomal ubiquitin-independent protein catabolic process.
AUCCAUUUCCAUUCCCAUUUCCUCGCGUAUAAUAACAAUAUUCAGCAGCCCUCUCUCUCUCUCUCUGCUAGAAACCGUUGUUUUCCGGUUCCCAGUUGGGACUAGUCGACCCCACUUCAUAAAACCAAUCUGCCCGUGUAGGUCAGUCAAGCCCUGGGCUGGGCUGCAAUUUUCCUUUCUUUCAGUUCCUGCCGGUUACCGGUCAAUCUUCUCUCUCCCCCUCCGGAAUUCCUCUCCCUCCUUUCUUUCUUGCAUAGAAAGUCAAUAGUAAACGCAGCUUCCCCUAUAUCAAUAAAUCAAUAGACCCCAACAGAGCCACAGGAGCGCUCUACUUCUUCUUCUUCUUCUUCAUUUCUUGAGCGCGCGCACGCACAGAAAAUGCAUCUCUACAAUGCUUGGCUUCCGCCGCCGGUCGUAGAUGAAACCAAGAGAGAGAAGGAGUCUUUCGCCCGCGUCGUCUGCUCUGUUAAGGAAUUAUGGCGGCCGGACGAUCCCGAUUCCGUCUACUCCACUCUCAGAUGGGUCUCCGUCAUCGACCUUUUCAUAAAGGCAAAAAGUGAAAUAUCUUUGGAAGAUGUUGGUGCAAUUGUUGAAAUUGGAUUAGAAGUGUUUAUCCAGUCAUGCGACAAACUUUAUGCUCAGGUUAGAUGGGGAAAUACAUUAGUUAGAAUACUUAAUAAGUACAGGAAGAAGUUGUCUUUGAAGGUUCAUUGGCGGCCUUUCUAUGAUACUUUGACCCAUACACACUUUACUAGGAGUACUGGACCAGAAGGCUGGAGAUUGAGACAAAGGCAUUUUGAAACUGUUACUUCUCUUGUUCGAUCCUGCCGAAGGUUCUUCCCUCCAGGUUCUGCCUUGGAGAUAUGGUCCGAGUUCAGAUCUCUACUGGAAAAUCCAUGGCAUAAUUCAAGCUUUGAAGGUUCUGGGUUUUUGAGGCUGUUUCUGCCAACAAACUUGGACAAUCGAGACUUUUUUGUACAUGACUGGGUUAAAAAAUGUAUAGAGCAGUGGGACUCCAUACCAAACAGUCCUUUUUGGAACAGUCAAUGGGCAGCUGUUACAGCUCGUGUUAUAAAGAACUACACCUUCAUCAACUGGGAGUGUUUCUUACCUGUGCUUUUCACUAGAUACUUAAACAUGUUUGAGGUUCCUGUGGCAAAUGGAAGUGGAGCAUACCCUUUCUCCGUGGAUGUUCCAAGAAAUACGAGGUUCUUGUUUUCCAAUAAAACAGUCACUCCAGCAAAGUCUAUUGCAAAAUCAAUUGUGUAUCUAUUAAAACCUGGUGGUUCAGCACUCCAGCACUUUGAGAAAUUGGUCAACCUCUUAGAACAAUAUUAUCACCCGUCUAAUGGUGGUCGCUGGACUUAUUCAUUGGAGCGUUUUUUGCUAUAUUUGGUACUUACAUUUGAAAAACGCCUACAUCAUGAGCAACAGAACGUAGAUGACACCAGACAGGAGGAACUGUAUCUGGGAAAAGCAGAAAGAACUUCUUUUGUCAAUGUGGUGUUGAAGUUGAUUGAUCGUGGUCAAUACAGCAAAAAUGAACAUCUUUCUGAGACAGUUGCUGCAGCCACCUCUGUUUUGUCGUAUGUGGAGCCCUCUUUGGUUCUUCCAUUUUUAGCAUCUCGAUUUCACAUGGCCUUGGAGACGAUGACAGCCACCCACCAGUUGAAAAUUGCUGUAACAUCGGUUGCAUUUGCUGGGCGGUCACUGUUUCUCACAUCCUUCUCAACUUCAUUGGCCAAAUCAGAUGAUUUUAGCACUGCUGAUGCAUUCAUUGAUCUUCUGACGAUUUCAUUAUCAAAUGCAUUACUUGGUAUGGAUGCCAAUGAUCCUCCUAAGACUUUGGCAACCAUGCAACUGAUUGGUUCCAUAUUUUCCAAUAUGGCAACACUUGAAGAUGAUGGUGAUGGAUUGUCAUUCAUGCCAAUGAUCCGCUUUUCAGAAUGGCUUGAUGAGUUCUUGUGUCGUCUGUUUUCUUUACUGGUCCACUUGGAGCCUACUAGUGUUCUAAGUGAAGGCCUGCACUCAUCAGCAACAUCUGGAACAUUCCUGGUUGAAGAUGGUCCUUAUUACUUCUGCAUGCUGCAAAUUUUGCUCGGGAAGCUUUCGAAAUCAUUGUAUAAUCAGGCUUUGAAGAAAAUUUCCAAGUUUGUCAGGACAAACAUUCUACCAGGGGCAAUUGCGGAGGUUGGGCUCCUUAGCUGUGCAUGUGUCCAUGCAAACCAAGAUGAAGCAGUUAUUCACCUUAUUGAGCCGGUCUUGUCGUCUGUUAUCUCUUCUUUAAAAGGAACACCUGUUACAGGUUUUGGAGGAAGAGGAAUUCCUGAUGCCUCCGUUUCAACCAAGGCAAAACCCACGCUUUCUCCUGCUCUUGAAACAGCAAUUGAGUAUCAAUUGAAAAUAUUAUCAGUUGCCAUCAAUUAUGGAGGUCCAGCACUUCUUCGUUACAAGGACCAAUUCAAAGAAGCUAUUGUUUCUGCCUUUGAAUCUCCAUCUUGGAAGGUUAAUGGUGCUGGUGAUCAUGUUCUUCGAUCCCUUCUUGGAAGCUUGAUCCUUUAUUAUCCUAUUGAUCAUUACAAGUGCAUUUCACGUCAUCCUGAUGCUACUGCCUUAGAGGAAUGGAUUAGCACGAAAGAUUAUUCAAGUGAUGAGCCCUCACUGGGCCCCAGGUGGCAUGUUCCGAGCAAUGAAGAAGUUCAGUUUGCAAAUGAACUCGUAAAGUUGCAUCUUGAGUCAGCUUUAGAUGAUCUUCUGAGAAUAUGCCAAACUAAAAUCCAUUCAGAUCCAGGAAAUGAGAAGGAGCACUUGAAAGUGACUCUUUUGCGUGUGGAUUCUUCACUGCAAGGUGUUUUGUCAUGCUUGCCCGAUUUCCGUCCAUUCUCAAAGAGUGGGAGGGCUGAAGCUUCAGGUUAUGGUUCUUUCCUAAUAGCUGGAGCAACAGGUGCAACUGUUGGGAGCAUUGAACUGCGGGAGAAAGCUGCUGAGGUCAUACAUAUGGCCUGCAAAUACUUACUAGAGGAAAAAUCAGAUGACAGCAUCUUAUUGAUACUCCUUGUUCGAAUAAUGGAUGCUUUAGGAAACCAUGGAAGUUUGGAAUAUGAGGAGUGGUCAAAUCACAGGCAGGCUUGGAAAUCGGAAUCUGCUGCCAUAAUAGAACCACCUGUAAAUUUUAUUGUAUCUUCUCAUUCUAAAGGGAAGAGAAGACCUAGAUGGGCUCUUAUUGACAAGGCUUACAUGCAUAGUACGUGGAGAUCGUCACAAUCGUCAUAUCAUCUAUUUCGUACGAGUGGGAAUAUCAGUCCAUCAGACCAUCUGCUUCUUCUGAUGGAUGAUCUUUUAAGUCUCUCUAUGCAUAACUAUGAAACUGUUCGUGUACUUGCUGGAAAAUAUCUCUUGAAGAUGUUCAAACGAUGGCCGUCAAUGAUUUCAAAAUGUGUGGUCACAUUUACAGAGAAUUUACGGAAUCCCAAAUCACCAGAAUAUGUGGUCCUUGGUUCUUGUGCAGUCCUUGCCUCACAGACAGUCCUUAAGCAUUUGACAAUGGAUCCAAAGGCAUUUUCGUCAUUUCUCGUUGGAAUUCUUGCAAGCUCUCAUCAUGAAUCACUGAAAGCUCAGAAAGCAAUCAACGAGCUUUUUGUCAAAUACAACAUCCACUUCGCUGGAGUUUCUAGAAGCAUUUUCAAAAUGUCAGAUAGUCAUUCAGAUGAGCCAAAAUUUUCAGCUUUAAUUUCUCAGAUUGGUUCAAUGGGCUUUGAUUCUACUGGACUUCACUGGCGGUACAAUCUGAUGGCAAAUAGAGUUUUGCUGUUGCUGGCUAUGGCUGCUAGGAAUGAAUCGAGUAUAUCAUCAAAAAUUUUAAGUGAAACUGCUGGGCAUUUCUUAAAGAAUUUAAAAAGUCAACUUCCUCAGACUAGAAUACUUGCAAUCUCAGCUCUUAAUAUACUGUUGAAAGAAUCACCAUAUAAAGUACCAAAUGAAGAGCGGCAUGAGUUCUCUAGGGAAUCACAAAGAAGCACCAAAUCUUCCCUUGAAGGAGCUCUAAGCGAGAUAUUUCAAGAAGAAGGUUUCUUUAACGAGACUUUGAACAGUCUUUCACAUAUACAUAUCAUUUCUGAUAAUGAAAGCAGUUCUUCCAGAGGAAAUCAAGGAAAUUCUUCUUUUCAAAGUGUAGCAGACAAAUCGAUCACCCGCUUCUAUUUUGACUUUUCAGCUUCAUGGCCACGUACUCCUAGUUGGAUAUCUUUAUUUGGAAGUGAUACAUUUUACUCCAGCUUUGCACGAAUUUUUAAGCGGUUAACUCAAGAAUGUGGUAUGCCUGUUUUACUUGGGCUUAAGAGUACCUUGGAGGAAUUUGUAAAUGCUAAAGAGAGGUCUAAACAGUGUGUUGCUGCUGAGGCUUUGGCUGGAAUUUUGCAUUCUGAUGUGAAUGGGCUUUUAGGGGCAUGGGACGGCUGGGUGAUGGUUCAGUUGCAGGGUAUAAUUUUAGCCCCAUCUGUGGAAUCAAUACCUGAGUGGGCAGCUUGUCUACGUUAUGCAGUUACGGGAAAGGGAAAAUGUGGAACAAAAGUUACUCUUUUGAGGCAAAGAAUCAUGGAGUGUCUGAUAACACCUUUACCUCAAAUGGCUGCUACCACUGUAGUUGCCAAGCGCUACGCUUUUCUUUCAGCUGUACUUAUAGAGGUAUCCCCACCAAGGAUGCCAGACUCUGAAAUACAGCUCCAUAAAAAACUUCUGGAGGAGUUGCUGGUUAAUAUGAAACAUUCAUCUGCCCAAGUAAGGGAAGCUAUUGGUGUAACUCUUUCUGUAUUAUGCUCAAACAUUCGACUUCACACAUCCUUUGCUCAUAAUCAUUUACUUGAAGUGGAAAACAGUAAUGUGGAUGGCUUAUCUAAAGGGGAAAGUUGGGACCAGUUUCUAAUGGAACACGCAUCUGAACUGGUUUCGAAUAUCCAGAAUACGAGUCAAUCUGACAAUCUGGAGACACAAACAGAUAUAAAUCCUGAAAAUGGGUCUUCUGUUGGUGAUUCACGGGAUGAUGUUAAAUGGAUGGAAACGUUAUUCCACUUCAUCAUCUCAACUUUGAAGUCUGGAAGAUCUUCUUAUUUGCUGGAUGUAAUUGUGGGUCUUCUUUAUCCUGUAAUUUCCUUGCAGGAAACAUCAAAUAAAGAUUUGUCACUGUUGGCCAAGGCGGCUUUUGAAUUGCUUAAAUGGAGGGUUUUCUGGGAACCACAUCUCCAGAGAGCUGUUUCUAUCAUUCUUUCUUCAGCGAUUGAUUCUAACUGGCGAACUAGAUCAGCAACUCUGACAUAUUUGCGAACUUUUAUGUAUAGGCACACUUUCAUCCUCUCAUCCAUGGAGAAGCAACAGAUCUGGAAAACUGUUGAGAAUCUACUUGUGGACAAUCAAGUGGAGGUAAGAGAGCAUGCUGCAGCAGUUCUAGCAGGACUACUGAAGGGUGGGGAUGAAGAUUUAGCAAGAGAUUUCCGUGAUAGAGCUUACAACAAGGCACAAACUAUUCCAAAAAAGAGAAAACAGAGAAAUCUGAAUUCUGGUCAGUCCAUAGCUUCUAUGCACGGUGCUGUACUUGCAUUGGUUGCCUCUGUAUUGUCAGUUCCUUAUGAUAUGCCUAGUUGGUUGCCUGAGCACGUUACAUUGCUGGCUCGUUUUGUGGGUGAGCCGUCUCCUGUGAAAUCUACAGUUACAAAGGCUGUUGCAGAGUUCCGUCGUACGCAUGCAGACACUUGGAAUGUUCAGAAAGAUACAUUUACUGAAGAGCAACUUGAGGUUCUGGCUGAUACGUCAUCUUCCUCAUCGUAUUUUGCUUGAUCCAUAUCACAACCAUUGUAAGAGAACAUAAUAGGAACACAUCAGUGGGAAAUAAUUACUUGAGGUUAUGUCUUGGUAAUAUUACUAAAGUCCUCAUAGAAAUGAGUGUUAUUUACAUUUGUAUCAUGCUUGCCGCAUGUACUUUAGAUGUUUCAUUAUUUUCUAUAAAUAAGGAGUUCUUUCCCUCUCAA